Molecule: messenger RNA, 1473 nt
Organism: Colletotrichum abscissum
Lineage: Eukaryota; Fungi; Ascomycota; Sordariomycetes; Glomerellales; Glomerellaceae
Exons: 1
Coding region: 1-1473 (490 amino acids)
Source: RefSeq, a predicted model, not a curated record
AUGGAUACCGAACACACAACGCCGACUAAAAGGAGGUCCAAACGAACGGCAGCGAGGCGGAAGCCAGACAAUGAAGCUAUCGAGACAUAUGCGAAGUCUCCUCCGAGCGAUGUGAGCGAGAACGUAACGAGCGACGAGAACGAUCUUAAUCUCGAUGUCGAAGCCUGCCGCGGUUCCCCAACACCCCGACCGAGAGCGCGCGUUGGUAGAAAAGGGCUCAACACGCGCGACCAUGUCGACACUAUCCACGAUGAUUCAGCCAUCUCCAACACGCGAUCCAUAUCUGAAUCCUUGCCUCUGCGGUCAUCCUCUUCUACGUAUGCCCUCGCCAUCGGUGCCGGUGUCCCGGAGCUCCCUCACCCUGCCGAUGUCUCGAGCACCAGGUCACGAAGCCCCAUCAAGGCAAUGGCAGACCUAGGGUUUGCGCAACGGCCCGUCAAGGUUGUGCCACUCGACAAACCUGAACAGGUCCCGAGCGACAUUAGACCUCUUUUCGACGCUAUCCGAGGCUUCAGAUCUGAUAUUAGUAUUGUGCCGUCAGCAGUGGAAGAGCAAUUCAACGCCAAGGUUUCGGCAAUUACACCAUUCGAUCCACCAACCGAGGCGAAGAACAUAUGCCCGACGCCUACAUCGCGGUCACGCCUCCAGCUGCAAUUUGAACUUGAGGUUCUCGGCCAAGUCGUGCAGGAGACGAGCAAAGCCUUGGCAAAUGACCGCGGCGAGGCUCACUGGAACGAGCGUGUCCAUGCGCCAUUGCUCAUUGCUGCCGUAGAGCGUGACCGGCAGAAUACCGAGGCUGAGGGUCGCGUGAGUAUAUUCAACUCGACGCAGGCUUGCAUUGCCGCGAGCUGCAUCCCUAGGCAUGCCCACGGACUGAACUUCCAGGCUAAAAUGGUGGACUACUGCAUGGCCAUCUCCAGCCCGCAGAUCGAACAGGCAGCCCGUGACGCCGUUUCCACUCAAGACCAACGCCGCUUAAGGCUGCGUCGCGUCCAUGGCAUGGGCAGCAGUGCCAGUAGCGCCAGUGCCAGUAGUGCUAGCAGCGCGUCAAAAUCAAACGCCAGCAGCUCAAGAAAGGACAAGCAAUCGCCUCCUCCUCAGUCGAUCAACCACACCGAAUACGACCCUUUCCGUCUACAGCCCAUCACCGUCAGUAUUGAGACUAAGAAACCCGGUGGCGACGAGGAUAUGGCCAGGGCGCAGCUUGGCGUCUGGGUUUCGGCCCACUUCCUGCGCCUACACGAACUCAUAGGACUGAAGCGUCUCGACGUGACUCUCCCGCUUCUCCAAGUCACCGGCAGCACAUGGCAGAUUCUGUUUGCCACAGAAACAGAGCAUGAGAUUGUGAGUCUGGAUCACUCGGUAUUUAUUCUUAGUGAUCUACAGCUAAUCCGCAUCAGCGUAUCUUACAGUCUUUCCGUCUAUCCGGAACGGAUACUCUUCUGGGUUGCUAUCGCGUCACAGCACUGCUGA